Lontra canadensis (Northern American river otter) is the source of this 4106-nucleotide messenger RNA. RefSeq names its product zinc finger and BTB domain containing 7C (gene ZBTB7C). Lineage: Eukaryota; Metazoa; Chordata; Mammalia; Carnivora; Mustelidae. The coding region runs from base 302 to 2164 and encodes 620 amino acids. The transcript has 3 exons. Gene Ontology annotation, molecular function: protein binding; RNA polymerase II cis-regulatory region sequence-specific DNA binding; DNA-binding transcription factor activity, RNA polymerase II-specific. The record is from RefSeq and is a predicted model, not a curated record. Gene Ontology annotation, biological process: regulation of transcription by RNA polymerase II.
AAGCACAGAGCGCGGCUGGUGAAGUUGGUCCUUGCCCCGCGCUUAGCAGUACAGGUGGACGACAGGGGCUGCCUGCCAAAUACUUUGGUUGGAGGGAGGGGUGGGAGUGCUCUCUCAAAACCACUCCUGGAAUGGCUUAACUCGCCCAGCGCGAAUCAAUGACAACCUCCCGCGGGCUGCGGCAGGCUCCCCUGAGCAGCGCUGCCGCGUGGAUCCCCAGCCCGGGACCCUCGCGGCGCUCAGGACUCGGCUCCGGCACGAGCGCGGCGCCCCCGGGGCGGCCAGGGCUCUGGCUGAGACCAUGGCCAAUGGCAUCGACGAGCUCAUUGGCAUUCCCUUCCCCAACCACAGCAGUGAGGUCCUGUGUAGCCUGAACGAGCAGCGGCAUGACGGCCUGCUCUGCGACGUGCUCCUGGUGGUCCAGGAGCAGGAGUACCGUACCCACCGCUCCGUCCUGGCCGCCUGCAGCAAGUACUUCAAGAAGCUCUUCACGGCCGGCGCCCUCGCCAGCCAGCCGUACGUCUACGAGAUCGACUUCGUCCAGCCCGAGGCCCUGGCCGCCAUCCUGGACUUCGCCUACACGUCCACGCUCACCAUCACCGCCGCCAACGUCAAGCACAUCCUCAACGCCGCCAGGAUGCUGGAGAUCCAGUGCAUCGUGAACGUGUGUCUGGAGAUCAUGGAGCCCGGCGGGGACGGCGGGGAGGAGGACGACAAGGAGGACGACGAUGAUGACGACGAGGACGAGGAUGAGGAGGAUGAGGAGGAGGAGGAGGAGGAAGAGGAGGAGGACGAGGACGACGACACAGAGGACUUUGCCGAUCAAGAAAACUUGCCUGACCCCCAGGACAUCAACUGCCACCAAAGCCCUUCCAAGACGGACCAUCUCACCGAGAAGGCCUAUUCGGACACACCCAGGGACUUCCCUGACUCCUUCCAGGCUGGCGGCCCUGGGCAUCUGGGCGUGAUCCGGGACUUCUCCAUCGAAUCUCUGCUGAGGGAGAACCUGUACCCCAAGGCCAACAUCGCCGACAGGAGACCCUCUUUAUCGCCGUUCGCCCCCGACUUCUUCCCGCACCUCUGGCCGGGGGACUUCGGUGCCUUUGCCCAGCUGCCCGAGCAGCCCAUGGACAGUGGGCCGCUAGAUCUGGUCAUCAAGAACCGGAAGAUCAAGGAGGAGGAGAAGGAGGAGCUUCCCCCACCCCCACCGCCCCCCUUCCCCAGCGACUUCUUCAAGGACAUGUUCCCUGACCUUCCCGGGGGGCCGCUGGGCCCCAUCAAGGCGGAGAGUGACUACGGUGCCUAUCUCAACUUCCUGAGUGCAACCCACCUGGGGGGCCUCUUCCCGCCAUGGCCGCUGGUGGAGGAGCGCAAGCUAAAGCCCAAGGCCUCCCAGCAGUGCCCCAUCUGCCACAAGGUCAUCAUGGGGGCCGGGAAGCUGCCGCGGCACAUGAGGACCCACACCGGGGAGAAGCCAUACAUGUGCAGUAUCUGCGAGGUCCGCUUCACCAGGCAGGACAAGCUGAAGAUCCACAUGCGGAAGCACACGGGGGAGCGGCCCUACCUGUGCAUCCACUGCAACGCCAAGUUUGUGCACAACUACGACCUCAAGAACCACAUGCGCAUCCACACGGGCGUGCGGCCCUACCAGUGCGAGUUCUGCUACAAGAGCUUCACGCGCUCCGACCACCUGCACCGCCACAUCAAGCGCCAGAGCUGCCGCAUGGCCCGGCCCCGGCGCGGCCGCAAGCCCGCCGCCUGGAGGGCCGCCAGCCUGCUCUUCGGGCCCGGAGGCCCGGCGCCCGACAAGGCGGCCUUCGUGAUGCCGCCCGCGCUGGGCGAGGUGGGCGGCCACCUGGGCGGGGCGGCCGUGUGCCUCCCGGGCCCCAGCCCCGCCAAGCACUUCCUGGCGGCGCCCAAGGGCGCGCUGAGCCUGCAGGAGCUCGAGCGGCAGUUCGAGGAGACGCAGAUGAAGCUGUUCGGGCGCGCGCAGCUGGAGGCGGAGAGGGACGCGGGGGGCCUGCUGGCCUUCGCGCUGGCCGAGAACGUGGCGGCCGCGCGGCCCUACUUCCCGCUGCCUGACCCGUGGGCCGCGGGCCUGGCCGGCCUCCCGGGGCUCGCGGGCCUCAACCACGUGGCCUCCAUGUCCGAAGCCAACAACUAGGCUGGUCCUCCUGGACUCCCCCACCCAGUCCCGCGGCCCUGCCCCCUCUCCCGCCAGACUCCCCCCGCGCCGCCCAGUGGGUCUGAACUUCGUCUUUGAAAUCACAAAGGAAACAAGAAAAAAUAUUAUCAGCAACAGUGGUACUUUCCAGGCCUCCUGGGGCCUCCUGCCUCCCUUUCGAAGGUGUCUGAGAUGGACACCUCUUACCGAAGGGCCUGGAGCCCCGGGGCCUGGCCUCCACCUGUCUCUCACUUUGGCUGUCACCCACAAACUCACAGGGGCCUGUGCCACAGAGGAGGCCACACCCCGGGUGCCCAGGGGCACUUUGGAGUUCUGUGGGGCUAGAUGGAGGGAGGGAGUUUGGCCAGAGGCAGACCGGAUGGAGCAGGGCUGAGGCCUACCUCAGGCCUACCCUAAGGGCUUGGGGUACAUGUCCUCUCCUCCCCACAGUCCUGUGGCAAAGUCUCUACGACCGGCUCUGCUGGGUCAUGUUUCUAGUCUCCGGCCAUCCUGGGAUCCUUAUGAGAAAUGCCCUGUUGGCGGGCAGGGCUCCUGGAAGCCCGGCCCAUUUUUCCCCUCACUGCCCUAUAACCUUGGACAGGUCAGUCCUCUCUACCCUGCUACAGAGGAGGGGCUGCUAAUUUAGUUUCCCCUCUGGAACCCACCCACCCAUCCGCAUACACACAUCUACACAGCUGUCCCUUACAAAGAAUUCUGGAGAAGGUGGGAGAUUUGCACUCCUAAAGUCCUACUGAAAACACCUAUCCUACCGGAUCUCGUUUAAUCAUGUUCACCUCUGUAUUAGCACAGGUGAGAAAUGUGGCCACACUAGGCAGGGGUGACAGAGAAGAGCUGCGGUGUGGCUUGUCCACAGGCAGCUCUGGGGAACUCCAGGUACUCCCCACCUCUCCGGGCAGGCAGGCCACUGUGUCAGGGCCCCGGGAUGGCUCUUUAAGCAUUUACCCCACCUCCACACACCCCAUCCAGGGCUGUACAAAGUCUCUUGGUACUCCUGGGGCCAAUACAGAAGGGAUGGGGGCCCCUUGUAACACCUGGUGGCUGUCCCCCUCUACCCUGAUUCCUGGAAACAGACAAAACACCUGGUUACCUGGGGUUUGUGUUUAUUGUUCCUUGGGGCUUUGGGAUCUCUGAGGAUUGCCUUCGGCUGUACUUGUGCACCCUCCACCUCUCCCUCAUCCCUCGGGGAGGAAACUGGGGUGUUUGGCUUCCCUCAGGGGCAGGAGGCAAAGUCUUGGCUCCAGUAUGGGUUGGAAGGGCUCUGGGCGUUAGGAUUGCCCGCAUGUUCUCCCCGGUUCCUGAGUUUGUAGCAAGUUCGGAGAAGGAAGACCGCUUUGCUGGCCCAGCGCCUUCCUGUUCUUCUCUCCCAUUUCCUGCCCCUGCCCGCCCUCCUUCUCUUGCUGAGUUGGCCUGUGUUUCUCAGCAGCCCCGACAGUGGGAGUGUCAUCCGUACGGAUUACCCAGGGCUGGUGUCCCCAGUCCAGGAGCUGUGGGCACAAGAGACUUCGGCUCUUCCUAUCGCCUUGGCUUCUUUCUGAGCAAACAGAAAAAAACAAAAACAAAAAACAAAAAGGCCAGAGAAGACCACAGACUCUGUCCCCCUCGCAGCUUCCCAGAAGAGAACCCUGACUCCGCACUCCCCCGAUGCCAUUCCAAUCAGAGGGAACAGCUUCGGACACCCUUCCGUCUUCAGAUGCCAUCGUUCUGGGCAGCCGCCUCUUAGAUUCCCACCUCCAUUUCUGACACUCGCUUCUGGAACCCAUCCGCCAACAUCCCCAUGUUUCCCCCAUCAGCCAAGGGAUUGGGGCUGACCCAGACUUUAGAAAACAAGGAAAUAUGAACAAAUUGGAAUCCAGUGGUGUUGGGGCUUUUGUUUUUAUUUUGUAAAGGUAAUGACUUCUUAUAAACUCAGUUUUUCAGACGA